This is a messenger RNA of Cyanistes caeruleus (blue tit), 1203 nucleotides long. The record is from RefSeq and is a predicted model, not a curated record. NCBI's taxonomy places the organism in Eukaryota, Metazoa, Chordata, Aves, Passeriformes, Paridae.
UCUCGCCGUUCAAAAAUGGCGGCGUCCACGCUGGAGCGGCUCCUAACGGAGCUUUUGGAACCGGACAGCGCCGGGAUUCGCCAGGCCACGGCGAGGCUGCGGGAGGUGCUGGAGGAGCCUGAGGGGAGCGAAGGCCUCGCGGUGCUGCUGAGGGAGGCGGAGAGGCCGCAGGUCCGAAAUUUGGCCGCGGUUUUGCUCCGGAGGCUCCUCCGGAAACUCCCCCAGGAAUUGAUUGACAGGCUCCCCCAUCUCGUGGUCGAGGCCCUGGAGCGGGAAACGGACUCGUCCAGCAGAGGGUCCCUGGCUCAGCUUGGGGCGAGGCUGCUGCUCCUGGGGGGUCCCCAAAUGUGGGAACCGAUGGAAAAAUGGAUCCAGGAAGCGGCAAAAGAUCCCAAAAAAACGGAGGCGGCUCUGCGCUUCCUGGGCGUGGCCCUGGGCGUGGCCGGCCCCGCCCUUUCCGGCCGAGGCUCCGCCCUUUCCGGCCGAGGCUCCGCCCUUUCCGGGCUGUGCCGGGCGGGGCUCGGAGCCCGCGACGAUCCCGGGAUUCUCGGAGCCGCCCUGGGAGCCCUGGGGGCGCUGGCGGCCGCCCUGGGAGCCAAAAAAACCAAAUUCCUUCAAUCUCUGGUCCCUGAAAUCCUCCAGGCUCUCCAGGAUCUCCUGAACAUGGAUGAGGAUCGCGGCGCUGACGCUCUGGAAGUCCUGGAUGAAUUCUUGGAAGCCAAUCCUGAAUCCAUGAUCCCACACCUCAGGCCCAUGCUGGAGCUUUGCCUUCAGGUGGCCGGGGACGAGUGCAGGGGCGACGCCGUGCGAGUUCGGGCGCUGGCCACCGUCACCUUCCUCGCCCAGAAGAGACCCAGGGCUUUGCUACGAGGGAACCUCCUCUGCCUGGUCCUCAGGGGGCUCCUGGUCCCUCUUUGUGCCGAAAUCCGCCCGGAAAAUCCCGAUCCCGAGGAAAUUUGGGAUGAAGAUGAAGGGGGACAGGGGCCCUGCCCCCGCCACGCCGCCGCCCAGGCUUUGGACGCUUUGGCUCAGGGGUUGCCCCCGGAAAAACUGCUGAAAGAAGUGGGUGGAUUUUUGACCGUUCAGGACCUUUUUUGGGCGGGAAUUUGGGAGAUCCUGAGGGGAAUUUUGGGACCUUUUGAGGUCAUUUUACGACUUUUGAGGCGAAUUUUGGAAAUUUUGGGGUCAGAACGCCCAAAAAUC